Molecule: messenger RNA, 297 nt
Organism: Scatophagus argus
Lineage: Eukaryota; Metazoa; Chordata; Actinopteri; Scatophagidae
Source: the annotation of a RefSeq genome assembly
AUGGCCCCUCCCCACUUUACCUUUUCCUCGGCUUUCAUGCUAGGUCUGAUAGGUCUAGCAUUCAACCGAACCCACCUUCUUUCCGCCCUCCUCUGCUUAGAAUGCAUAAUAUUAGCCUUAUUCCUGGCAAUCUCCCUAUGAACUCUACAGCUCACUUCCACUAACUUUACAGCUGCCCCAAUGUUCCUUUUAGCCUUCUCAGCCUGCGAAGCAGCCGCAGGACUCGCCCUUAUAGUCGCCUCUGCUCGGACCCAUGGAACCGACCGACUUCAAAACCUUAACUUACUACAAUGCUAA